Molecule: messenger RNA, 4827 nt
Organism: Parus major (Great Tit)
Lineage: Eukaryota; Metazoa; Chordata; Aves; Passeriformes; Paridae
Gene: STK3
Product: serine/threonine kinase 3
Exons: 11
Coding region: 169-1641 (490 amino acids)
Biological process (GO): protein tetramerization; regulation of MAPK cascade; protein phosphorylation
Cellular component (GO): cytoplasm
Molecular function (GO): ATP binding; protein serine/threonine kinase activity
Source: RefSeq, a predicted model, not a curated record
CGGGUCCCUGCCGCGGCCGGAGGUAGCGGUAGUGGCGGCAGCCGGAGCGUGUCCGUGGGACAGCGUGGGCCCUGUGUUGCGGGGCAGUGAGGUCGCUCGGGAGCUGUGCGGGUCCGGCGGGGCCCGGGGGCUCGGUCAGCGGCCCCGGGGGGCCACGGCGGCGACGGCAUGGAGCAGGCAGCGCCCAAGAGCAAACUGAAAAAGCUAAGUGAAGAUAGUUUAACUAAGCAGCCUGAAGAAGUGUUUGAUGUUCUGGAGAAGCUUGGUGAAGGGUCUUACGGUAGUGUGUUUAAAGCAAUACACAAAGAAUCUGGACAAGUUGUAGCAAUUAAACAAGUGCCUGUGGAGUCAGAUCUUCAAGAAAUAAUUAAAGAAAUCUCUAUAAUGCAACAAUGUGACAGUCCUUAUGUUGUCAAGUACUAUGGCAGCUACUUCAAGAACACAGAUCUAUGGAUUGUUAUGGAAUAUUGUGGAGCUGGCUCUGUUUCAGACAUAAUUAGACUGCGUAACAAAACACUAACAGAAGAUGAAAUUGCAACUAUUUUGAAAUCUACUCUUAAAGGACUUGAAUACUUGCACUUUAUGAGAAAAAUACAUAGAGAUAUAAAAGCUGGAAACAUCCUUCUUAACACCGAGGGACAUGCAAAAUUAGCUGAUUUUGGUGUGGCUGGCCAGUUAACAGAUACAAUGGCAAAGCGUAAUACCGUUAUAGGAACUCCCUUUUGGAUGGCUCCUGAAGUCAUACAAGAGAUUGGCUACAACUGUGUGGCAGACAUCUGGUCCCUUGGUAUAACAUCAAUAGAAAUGGCUGAAGGAAAGCCUCCGUAUGCUGAUAUUCACCCAAUGAGGGCUAUUUUUAUGAUUCCUACAAAUCCCCCUCCAACCUUCCGGAAGCCAGAGCUCUGGUCUGAUGAAUUCACAGAUUUUGUGAAGAAAUGCUUAGUGAAAAAUCCUGAACAAAGAGCUACAGCAACCCAGCUGCUACAGCAUACAUUUAUUAAGAAUGCUAAGCCAGUUUCAAUUUUAAGGGACCUGAUCACUGAAGCUAUGGAGAUAAAGGCAAAGCGACAUGAAGAACAGCAGAGAGAACUAGAAGAGGAGGAAGAAAAUUCGGAUGAAGAUGAGUUGGACUCUCACACCAUGGUGAAGACCAAUUCAGAGAGUGCUGGUACCAUGAGAGCCACCAGUACGAUGAGUGAAGGUGCUCAGACAAUGAUUGAACACAACAGCACCAUGUUAGAAUCAGACUUGGGGACCAUGGUAAUAAACAGUGAUGACGAUGAAGAGGAAGAUGGGACCAUGAAACGCAAUGCUACUUCACCACAAGUUCAAAGACCUUCCUUCAUGGACUACUUUGAUAAACAAGACUCCAAGAAUAAAAGCCCUGAAAACUGUAAUCAGAACAUGCAUGAACCUUACCACAUAUCCAAAAAUGUUUUCCCUGAUAACUGGAAAGUCCCUCAAGAUGGAGACUUUGAUUUCUUAAAGAAUCUGAGUUUAGAAGAAUUACAGAUGAGGUUAAAGGCUUUGGACCCUAUGAUGGAACGAGAAAUUGAGGAGCUUCGUCAGAGGUACACUGCAAAGAGGCAACCUAUCCUAGAUGCGAUGGAUGCAAAGAAACGGAGGCAGCAAAAUUUCUGAGUUUGUUUUGCUUUCAAACAUAAUACUAGGAGUCAGUGUGGACACUGGUAACUUCAAGUCAGAAGGAAUUUGAUUAUGAGAGUUUUUAAAAAUCCAAUCUGUUAAAUUUUCCUCCACAAGCAGUGACAAUUGCAGCAGUCAAGAACAUUCAUGUGGUGUUCUGCAAAGGCAGUAAAACACUUUACCACUUGUUUGCAUUUUCAAAUGUUUAAUGUAAUAGAAGUUUAAUCUGUUACUUCCCAAUCUUUUUCAGGUCUGUAGUGGUAACUUGGUGUUGUACAUUGGGAAUUGCGUUUUGGAGGACCUGGAAUGAUUUCUUGAUUGUGCAACAUUACCGAGCCUUAUAUUGCAAUGUAUUUUUCUCCCACUGAGUAGCAUAUUUAUUAAGUAAUCUUUGGUUAUCCUAUUUAUUUUAUGCCUGUUUUCUGUUGGGAAGUAUUAUGAUAAUAUUGUGGAGAGCAGAGUCAAAUUAGAUGAAAUUGCUAUGGUAGUAUAAUGAAAAGCUGCUCACCACUGUGUUAUCUUUUAAAACUCUAAUUUCAACAAGUAUCCCGAUUCAGGACAGCACUUGAACAUAUAUCCGGCCCGUUCUUAGCAGUAAAAUUUAGGACUAAAGUAAGUAAUUGGCACAUGUUUUUCUGCUCUCCUGAAUCAGGGACUGUUGCAGUUGAGUAGUACAGUUGUUACACUACAGAGCAUUCUUUGAGAGAGUAUUUCUGUCAUUUGUACGCACACUGAGUCAGCUGUCAUUAAACAAGAAUACAAGUGCCUAAUCAGUUUUAAUUUUUGUUAUUCAGGAGAAGCAAUACUUACAGUCACUCCUUAACUGUAAAAUUCCAAUUGCUAUUGCAAUUCUGACCAGUAUAAACCUCUAUUUUGCACCGUAGUUUUAUAAUGAAAUAACAGCUACACUUUCUGGAUAUGUUUUUUGUUUCAUUUGGGAUUUUUUAAUCACUGUUUUGAGGGGAGAGGGGAAUUAUUAGUGCUUUGAGGUUUGUUUGUUUUCACAUUAUAGAUACAAAGGGAUAGUAAUUUAAAAACCAAAGAAAAUAAAUUGAAUACUUAUAUUUAAUAAGUAUAGAAAAGAAGCAACAUUUAGUAGUGUUCUGAGGGAUUUGUCCUGCAAUUGCUAAGCAUUCAAAAUUCCUGUAGUCUUCUGUUGGUAGAUUUUGGGGACUCAGAAAUGCAGGACCAAGCUCUUAAUAAUUUUUGUUCAAGUUCUUGUCUGGUUUAUGUUGUGGAAUAUCUAUUGAUUGAAUUUACAACAUUGUGAGAAAUAUUUCAGACUUAGCAGAAAAUGUGAUCCACUCUCUGAACAAUCUGCUGUGUUCUCUCUUGAAAUCUUUACUAUUGUUGCCUUGUAUGUACAUAACUUCACUGUGAUAGUCAUACUUUAAAAAAUACAGCUGAAAAGAUCUUUACAUUCAGCCUUCAGCUGUUUAAUGGUGACUACUGUAUGGGCAUCUUCUAUUAAACAUUUUCUGGAAGUUAGUAAUCAUCUCAUACCUCUUAACAUAAAUUGUCAACAUAUGUGGACCAUUUAGAUAGAUCAGUGCUGAUUUUGGAAAUAAUGCAUUAUGUCACAAAGCUUAUGCCAAUGGAAACGAAAGGUUCUUACAGGAUCAGCAUUCCACAGCCAUGCUGGUACCAGUACUUGGGUUUGAGCUGUCUACAGCCAUUGCUGUCCUUGUCAUUCUCUUUGUGUUUGCAUGCACACCACGCUCUGACAUGUAAACCCUAGAGUCAAAUAAAUCUUAAUUGUGAUUCUUAGAACAUCCUUAUCUUCAGUUCUCUUCAUACUUCUUAGAGCAAUGACCAUUCCUUGUGAAAAUGCAAGAACACAGAAGAUCCAUAAAAAUUACUUUAGGCAAGAUAAAAUGCACCUGGUAGUCCUACGCCUCACAUUUAUACAAUGAAAUGAUGUAAAGUAAAAAAUUGUAUAAACAUAUCACUGUGUCAUUAGAUUAUAACCAUAAUGCAGGAAAAAAUAACAGUACCAACUUCCCCCUAUUAUUAUGCUUCUUAUUUAUUUAAAGUAAUUUCUACUUCUUGAACUUUCUGUUCUCAGAAACUCAAAGGUGUGUGUGCAUGCAUUGAUUUGUGUCGAUAUACAUACAUAGAUAUUCAUAUCUAUAUAUAUAAGAGAAAAUAUAAAGCAGGUUUAAACCAUCAGGAGAGGAACCUAGCUUGCCUUUUCUUGGUGUGCCUUUUAAGCAGUGUCAUUGUCUAGACACUCUUACCUGCAUCCUCAGCAGCUAGAUUUUCCCUUACUCAAACUUUUCACUUUUUUCCAAAAAUAAGACUUUAAGUUUGAAUAAUGUGGCUUUACAGUGUAAUAGCCAAUAAUAUAAAAUGAUCAGAAAUUUCUUAUUUUGUGUAUUCUGAAAACUUCAGUAAUGUGGUACCCUAAAGAUGAACUGUAUAUCCUGAGGGACUCCAAUAAAAGGCAAUUUUAGACUAGAGCUGUUGCAGUCUGACAUCUGAAAGCUAUCAGAAGGCAAAUUACAUCCUUUUUUUCUAUCCUGAUGUGUCUGCAUAGAAACAACUUGGACUUUGUGCACAUGCAUGCACACAGAAAUGGAACAUACAUGCAUGAGAACAAAUCUGAAUGCCAUGAAUAAAAAGAAUAAAACAAGCUCCUUAAAAGGGUGAAAAAUAGUAUCGGAUGUACUGUAAACUGGGUAGGUACAGGAUGCUUGUGACCAAAGAAUAUUUUAAUGAAUUAAUAUGAAAUUAGUAUGUUGCCAUUCUGGUAUGGUGCAAACUGCAAGGCAGUGUAAGAGCUGCCUUGGGCUUCAGCAGCCAGUGUAUGGAGCUCUGAAUCCUGUGUGAGAAGUAACACGGAGAAAUAGGUUUUGUACUCAGAGAUGGAUGCAUCUUAUUUUUUGUUUCUUUUGUUUAUACAAACGAAUCAAAUCAUCCAUGUUGUUGACCACACAUCUCUACUGGAGGAUGAGCAUCUCUGUAAAGGAAAGCCAAUAGUACAAUAAAUGAGAUAUUUUUAAAGCAAGCCUUGUAGGAAAUCUAAUAGAACUACUGACAAGUUAACCUUCAGUAAGAUUUUAACCAAGCAAUAUCUUGUUUGCUUCUGACUUUGUAUGUUUAGGUUUAGUAAGUUAAAAAAUUUUUGAAAAAUCAUUGCUUAUUACUAAACAUUUUUAAUAAAAGCUAAUUUUUCAUGUAUAA